CACAUGACAUAUUCCUAGCCGGAAGUUGAGGGAAAGGCGCCCCUGGCUGAAGCGCCUGCGCAUUAGGGUAGAGACGCUGUGAGGCAGGAGGGGACUUAAGCUCGUCCUCAAGAGUUGGGACCGUUAAAAAGGCCGCCACGGAGCCCGCCGGAGCUAACGCUGCUGCUGCUGCUGCCCGGGUCGGAACCGCCGGGCCGCAGCCGGCGGCGAUGCCGCGAAGGAAGAGGAAUGCAGGCAGUAGUUCUGAUGGAACCGAAGAUUCCGAUUUCUCUACAGAUAUUGAGCAUACAGAUAGUUCGGAAAGUGAUGGGACAUCCCGGCGAUCUGCUAGAGUUACUCGAUCCUCAGCCAGGCUGAGUCAGAGUUCUCAAGAUUCUAGCCCAGUUCGGAACUUGCAGUCAUUUGGCUCUGAAGAACCAGCCUAUUCCACUAGAAGAGUGACUCGUAGUCAACAGCAGCCCACUCCUGUGACACCGAAAAAGUACCCACUCCGGCAGACUCGCUCAUCUGGCUCAGAAACUGAGCAAGUGGUUGAUUUCUCAGAUCGAGAUACCAAGAACACAGCAGAUCAUGAUGAAUCUCCACCCCGAACUCCUACUGGCAAUGCACCUUCCUCUGAAUCUGAUAUUGACAUCUCCAGUCCCAAUGUGUCCCAUGAUGAAAGUAUUGCCAAGGACAUGUCUAUGAAGGAUUCUGGCAGUGACCUGUCUCAUCGUCCUAAGCGCCGCCGCUUCCAUGAAAGCUAUAAUUUCAACAUGAAGUGUCCAACACCAGGCUGUAACUCUCUAGGGCACCUAACAGGGAAGCAUGAAAGACACUUUUCCAUAUCUGGAUGCCCACUAUAUCAUAAUCUUUCAGCUGAUGAAUGCAAGGCACCAACAGAAAGGCAGCUUCGUUAUAAGGAGAAGGUGGCUGAACUCAGGAAGAAAAGGAACUCUGGGCUGAGCAAAGAGCAGAAAGAGAAAUAUAUGGAGCACAGACAGACUUAUGGAAGCACUCGGGAACCUCUCCUAGAAAACUUGACCAGCGAGUAUGACUUGGACCUUUUCCGAAGGGCACAAGCUCGAGCAUCAGAGGAUUUGGAGAAGUUGCGACUACAAGGCCAAAUCACAGAGGGCAGCAACAUGAUUAAAACUAUUGCCUUUGGCCGGUAUGAGUUAGAUACUUGGUAUCACUCACCCUACCCUGAAGAGUAUGCACGCCUGGGACGGCUCUACAUGUGCGAAUUCUGUCUCAAAUACAUGAAGAGCCAAACAAUACUUCGUCGACACAUGGCAAAAUGUGUAUGGAAACAUCCCCCAGGGGAUGAGAUUUAUCGUAAAGGCUCCAUUUCUGUGUUUGAAGUUGAUGGCAAAAAGAACAAGAUAUAUUGCCAGAACCUCUGUCUGCUGGCCAAGCUCUUCCUGGACCAUAAGACACUAUAUUAUGACGUGGAGCCCUUCCUCUUCUAUGUCAUGACAGAAGCUGACAAUACUGGCUGUCACCUGAUUGGGUACUUCUCCAAGGAAAAGAAUUCCUUCCUCAAUUAUAAUGUUUCCUGCAUCCUCACCAUGCCUCAGUAUAUGCGACAAGGUUAUGGCAAGAUGCUCAUUGACUUCAGUUAUUUGCUUUCCAAAGUAGAAGAAAAGGUUGGCUCCCCUGAGCGCCCACUGUCUGAUUUGGGCCUUAUCAGCUACCGGAGUUACUGGAAAGAAGUGCUGCUUCGAUAUUUGCAUAAUUUUCAAGGCAAAGAAAUUUCUAUAAAAGAAAUCAGCCAGGAGACUGCUGUGAACCCUGUGGACAUUGUUAGUACCCUGCAGGCCCUUCAGAUGCUCAAGUACUGGAAAGGGAAACACCUGGUUCUAAAGAGACAGGAUUUGAUCGAUGAAUGGAUAGCCAAAGAGGCAAAGAGAUCCAAUACCAAUAAGACCAUGGAUCCCAGCUGUUUGAAAUGGACCCCUCCCAAAGGAACUUAAACUGGCUGUGGAUCCUUGAGCCAGCGAACCCCCGCAGUAGGAAGCACCCUUGGGAUCUGUCUGUCCAUUUCUGUUGCUGUUGUGAUUGGCAUGUACAGUAUCCUUUGGGAAGGCCAUUCCCCCUUGGGACUGUCCUGGCUCCAACCCUUUGUGUAAACUGCAGACGCUGGUUCUGAGGAACUAUUGUUUCGGCCUCAGUGAGGUUGCCUGGAAUGCAUCUGUAUUGGACUCUUGAAGCUCCCACACAAGCACUGACCCAAGGAGUUCGGAUGUGGUACUGUACCUGUCCAGUCACUGGUUCUCCCCUCAUGUUUCAAGCCCCACACGGUUGUGUUGUGUCCUUUAAAACUGCCUGUACUAGUGUUCCUUCAAGUUGCAGAGCAGGAUCACUCCUGUUCCCUUUUGAACCCCGGUUAUUUACACUUGACAGUUCCCCAGGUCUCUUUCAGAGGGGCAGGAAGGAGGCAAAGAUGUAGAGUAUGGGGAAGAGGGCUGGGGUUAAGCCACAUUGUAUUUUCACCCCAUUUUUUGACCUUCUUAGCUCUCUCGUUUUGAUUUAAGGACUUCUAACACACUCUCACUUGCCACCCCUUUAAAAAAGAAUCUCUAUUAGGCUGACCAGGGUCAGGGGUCAAUUUAAGUGCCAGUGUAGUGGAGUUUGGGGUAGAGAGGAAGACGAGUUAAGCGGCGCAUGGAGAUUUUUGUGCUCUACUUUGGGACCACUUCCAGGGAGGGCUUCUUGUUUUGAUGGAGGGGAGGGAACACUGGCUUCCCUGCCACACUGUUGGGGCAGUUCCCUGGAACCAAGAGCAGAAAUGACAGCCUUUCUUUCUAGGCCUUGCCUCUUCUACACUGGCAGUCACCUGAGACCAUUUUCAGUGUUCAUUCUUCACGUUGUGUCUUAGCUUAUUAUUCUUUGUAUUCUGGAUGGCUCUCUCCACCGGCACCUGUGCCCUGUGAAGCCCUUUGCCCUUCUUUGCAGGGUCAUAGCACAUGCUGGUGGGAGCACAUGCUGGUGGGAGCACGUGCAAAAUGCCUUUACUUUUGCCCUGGUUGCAUUGACCUUGUCUCAGCAGCCAGAGGAGGAGGAGGAGGAAGAGACUGAACAAUCAUCUGGCGGCCACCACUGUCAUGGCUGCGCAAGUCAAAGUAAUAGCAGCCACCACCACCCCCAACCCCAAUAUGGCUAGUUUGCUCCUCUGGCAGCAGCUGCCCCCGCCCCUGAGAACAAGAGCUUUUACCCCUUCUUUGCCCCUAGCUCCCCCUUCCCUGCUCUUUCUGGUCUACAGUUCACUUCUGGUUUUGAUGUUGUUAAAGUGAUUUGGGGAGGGAAUGAGCCACUCUGGCUCCCUCCUCGCCAGUCUCCAUAUGUGCUCUCUAUCUCUGAGCAGCCUUUGAUGUUUGCCAGGUCACCCCUGCCAGCCUGCUCUCCUGCAAUACUGUUGUCUUGGUGUGGAGCCCUUACCACAAGCCCUAACCUGUGGUCAGUCGUGCCUUGCUCCUGUCACUUCUAUACACUAUUUAUAAUCACCGUGGGUUUGUGGGGAGCUGGUUUCAAGCAUGCUCAGUGGCGGCUCCCCUCCUUUUCCUCCCAUCCCCAAGCUUCUGUGUCACUGUUGAAUGGCGAUUACAGAAGCAAACUGGCUGGGGAUUUUCUCCUGCGGGGUAGAAGCCUUUCUUACACAGAAGCUGAACCCUUUUCCAGAUGUGGUAGAAUGUGCUGUUCUGUAUCUAUUUCUCAAUAAAGCAUGUUCUCUGCUCAAAA
Messenger RNA from Monodelphis domestica (gray short-tailed opossum), 3720 nucleotides. RefSeq names its product lysine acetyltransferase 7 (gene KAT7). Gene Ontology annotation, biological process: regulation of transcription by RNA polymerase II. Lineage: Eukaryota; Metazoa; Chordata; Mammalia; Didelphimorphia; Didelphidae. The record is from RefSeq and is a predicted model, not a curated record. Gene Ontology annotation, molecular function: histone H3 acetyltransferase activity; chromatin binding; transcription coregulator activity. Gene Ontology annotation, cellular component: histone H3-K14 acetyltransferase complex; nucleus; chromatin.